Messenger RNA from Orussus abietinus, 2169 nucleotides. Its product is annotated as lysosomal acid phosphatase. The record is from RefSeq and is a predicted model, not a curated record. Gene Ontology annotation, molecular function: phosphatase activity. The coding region runs from base 176 to 1342 and encodes 388 amino acids. Gene Ontology annotation, biological process: dephosphorylation. Lineage: Eukaryota; Metazoa; Arthropoda; Insecta; Hymenoptera; Orussidae. The transcript has 8 exons.
CAAAUACAUAAGCUUCCGUGCACGCUCGGCGAUUCAUUCGCUUUCGGCCAAUUGGAAGUUACACGCGGUACUUUACGAGCUAGAAGCCGACUCCACGUGCAAAGUAUGCACCGCAUUUCCUUGAGACGCGGAGCUAGCAUCUGCUUGUGAAAACGUCCCGCGAAACAAAGCAGUAAUGAUAAGAGAAAUGAAUUCCAAAAUGAGCCGCCCACAAACAAGCAAACGCGGAAUAUUUGCGACUGUUGUCGUGUUGGCAAUUGUCAUUGGGAGCGCUCUUUUUGCAUAUACGGCUUUUGGAAUGGCACCUCGUGAUAGCGGCGUCGUGCAACAAGUGGCUAUUAUUUUCAGACAUGGAGAUAGAACACCAACGGAAACCUAUCCUAAUGAUCCGCAUUUAACGCAUAACUGGUCGGACGGUUGGGGAGCUUUAACAAAGGAGGGUAUGCUACAACUAUACAACUUAGGUCAAUAUAUUCGCAAAGAGUAUGGAUGGCUGGCAGGAAUCAAAUAUCAUCCGUCGAUCAUGCUUGUGCAAAGCAGUUACGCAGACCGUUGCAUUAUGUCAGCGCAAUCAUUGCUUGCGAGCCUUUAUACCCCAAAUGAAGAAGAUGUUUUCUUUCCUGGAUUAGCCUGGAGACCAGUUCCGGUACAUCCGAUUCCGCGAAAUAGUGAUAGAAUUAUUGCAGUUAAAGAACCCUGUCCGCGGUUAGAGAAGGAGUUGGAGCAAGCAUACAUCAACGAAUCACUGAGGUCGGGCACGGAGUUGGCAUCAUAUUAUGCUAAACUGACGCAUUUUACAGGGAAAAACAUAACAACUAUCACCGACGUAGAAUUUUUAUACAACACUUUGGAGAUUGAGGAACAAAAUAAGUUGACACUCCCGGAAUGGACGAAAGAGUUUUAUAAUUCGAAAAUGCGGGAACUGGCAGCUCGCAGUUUGGCGCUGUUUACAAGUAACACCUUGCAACAACGGCUUCGUGGAGGUCCGAUUCUGAAGGAAAUUCUGUCUAAUAUGAUGAGUACUCGAGUACAAAGCGAUUACAAGAAAAUGUAUCUUUACUCUGCUCACGAUACUACUUUGGUGAAUACUUUAAGGACCAUGGGCUUUACGGAGGAAUUACUUAAGCCAGACUAUGGCGCUGCUCUAAUUUUUGAAUUAUUACUCAUUAAUGGCGGGCAGAAUCAAGAGGUGAAGGUUAUGUACUUAAACAACACACAAACAAGAGUUCCAUAUCCGUUGACAAUUCCCAAGUGUUCCGAACCUUGUUUACUUGAAAAUCUAUUGACCGUAUGGAAGGAUGUCCUACCUACUGAUUGGAAAGCUGAGUGUCAGUUGCAGUAAAAUUGUGUAAAGUUCCAAGAUAUAUAUUUAAGGGCUCUCGUACACGACAGGUAGUCGUUACCAGAAAUUGAUAUUGUAAAGGUUCAAUAUACACAACCGACAAUUUGUCAGAUAUUUGUGGCCGACCACCGGAUCUGCACUGAAUCGGUAGAAAAAUGGAACAUGUUGCACCUUUUCCGUUGGCUCGUAUUUUUAGUCGUUUAUGUACGGGGCCCCAUAAGAAUCUAUUGUAAAUAUUGUAUUCGAUAGAAUUGUCGGUCACUUAUUGUCUGUCGUGGGCAGGAACUCUAACAAAAUUAAAACACUGUAAAAUAGAACACAUAUUUAAGAUAAGUUCACGGUAGAAAUUAAAUUCACAUUGAACUGAUUAACGUGAUUGUGUAUAAAGUUAUUAGAAUUCCAGGUGGAAUUUAGCAACAUGGUUUAUUUGUCUCUAUUAAGAAACAUACGCAGAUUUUAAUCAUUAGUUCUUAACAUUUAAAAUGAUGUAUUUACCGAAUCUAAAAGUGUUAAUGUUAGCAAUAUUUUUUAAUCGAAACACGUGGCACAAAAUAUUCAUACCGAUUAUUUGCAUAUAAUGCAAAAACUAGGAUAUCAUCAUCGUAAUAAUUUAUAGUACAUAACAUACAGGUUCACUGAAGUUUUUUCACAAAUCACAGAUUCAUACGGCAUUAAAGUUAAGCAUCAAGUUAUUUUUAUAUGUAAAAUAAAAACGUUCAUUUUUAUAAAUACUGAAUGGUUUACUUAAUCACUAAAAAUGGAGAAAUGUCUGUUGGUGUUGCACAAAUCGAAUCUACCUAGGAAUAAACUUCAGGAUUGGCGAAAAA